This is a messenger RNA of Nylanderia fulva, 2944 nucleotides long. RefSeq names its product 2-phosphoxylose phosphatase 1. Gene Ontology annotation, molecular function: phosphatase activity. Gene Ontology annotation, biological process: glycosaminoglycan biosynthetic process; dephosphorylation; chondroitin sulfate proteoglycan biosynthetic process. Gene Ontology annotation, cellular component: Golgi apparatus. The record is from RefSeq and is a predicted model, not a curated record. NCBI's taxonomy places the organism in Eukaryota, Metazoa, Arthropoda, Insecta, Hymenoptera, Formicidae.
GUUAUCGCCAUGUCAGGAACCGGCAGUUCCAUCUCGGGCGGACGCGAAGCAGGAUUCGCACGGACAGAUCCAGGAGGGUGGUUUUUCUCGAGCGGCGCGAGUUUCCUUCUCCCUGUCGAUCCUCGUCGAUCGGAUACGCGUUCGGGACCGUCGAGUACAAGUAUGCGGAAAGAGCGUAGGUCGAAGGCCGUUUGAAGAUGCAGCUUCGAUCGGCCACUACGCGCGGAACGAAUAUCCAUCGGUCGCGUCCUCGUCGCGUCGCUCCGCGUCGUCGUCGUCAUCGUGACGGGACGUCGUCGCCGCUUGUCGUCGACCCGCGAAUCGGUCCCACGGGACCCGUAAACGCCGAGGAAUGCUCGCGGAGAUGGUCCGGCUGUCCUACCAGCACAGGGCGUUCUACUGCUACGUGAUUCUGAGCGUGUGGAUCUUCCUUCUGGUCGCUGGCAUGUACAAAUAUAUCGGUGUGGAUGAGAAAACUUCGGUGCAAACGAGAGUCUUAAAUAAUGAUCUGUCGCUCCGUGAAUUCCCGAGAAAUUUAAGAUCGGACGCGAAGACAAAGAAGAUCUUUCGUUUUUGUAAUUUACCGCACGAGAUAGCUGCAGAGACUGAAGGAAAACUCGACGCCAACGUGACACUAGGAGGCAUCCUGAUUUUCAUCCGUCACGGUGACAGAGGUCCUUUGAAUCACAUACGGAAUAUAAGCAGCAUAAAUUGCGGCGGCGAGGCCGGAACCGGUGGCAUUUCGGAGCUGGAAACGCUCUACGAGAAUUAUGUCAAUUUCGUGCAAAACGUGUCGAGCUACUCGAAGACGGCCUGGGCCCAGUUUCUGGGUCCGUUUCACGGCCUACCCGUACUUCCGGCGAACGCGCGCGACUGCAAGAUUGGCCAGCUGACCACCCUCGGAAUUCUACAGCUGCUGAAGACCGGGAUCCUGUUGAGAAACGCUUAUUAUCACAGACUCAAUCUCGGCAACGGCACCACCUUCGGCAGAGACGUCAUCGUCUACAGCACUUCUUAUCGUAGGACCGUGCAGAGUGCCGUCGCGUUGCUCUAUGCCCUCUUCGAGAACGACGGUUUCCAGAGUCUGGCGAGGAUCAGUCUGCAGGAGAGUCAGAGCUAUGCGUUUUGCAACAACGAAUGCGCCUGUCCUGCCGCUGAGAAAUUUCUGAAGCAGCACAUUAAGGAGACUUCCAACCAUCUACGAUCCCAUCCAGCCGUGGGUGAGCUGAUCAAGCAGGCGGCGAGCGCCGUAUUCGAGCUUCCCGAUCAAGCGCAGACGUACGACCCGAACACCCUGAGGGACGCUUUAUUAACGUACGUGUGCCACGGAGCAUCCCUGCCGUGCGCCGACCUGUCGGAGGACGCGUUAAAGGCGAGCACGCAGAGGACGUGCGUGAAGAGCGACCACGUUACCGGGUUGUUCGCCUACACGGACUGGGAGUCCAAGCAGGUCGCCAAGAGCAGCAGUCGCAACAAGUACGGGCUGCUCAAGGCUUACGGGAUGCUGCGAGGCAUCGUCACCUUUAUGCUACGCAUCAUUUCCGAGGCCAGGCCCAAGAUCGUCCUCUACUCCGGCCAUGAUAAGACCUUGGAGUACCUGGCCACGGCUCUCGGAGUGGUCUCGGAUGUGGCGACCCAUUACGCUUCCAGACUGAUCAUCGAGAUCUACAAGAUCAAUCCGAGGAACGAUAAUCGCCUCGCCAGUGACUUCUACUUCCGCGUCGUCGCCAACGGUCGGGAUCUCACGCCGAAGAUCCCGUUCUGUAGGAACGCAAACACCUACGUCAGCGAUGAUGGGGAACUAGGAACGGGCAAGAAGGGCGUCGUCAAGUUGUGCCCGAUAGAGAACAUCGUUCGACAGCUGCACGAUGAUUAUUUCGUGCCGUUCAACGCGACGAACUUUAAGGACGCUUGUUCGAGUCACAAGAUGCGCUGAAAUUAAAGAACAGUCUCCUCUAUAAGAAAGUAGAUGAGUUAAAAAGGAAUUGAAAAAGAAUUGUUUGAUAUAAUAUACCUUAUUCCCUCAAAAUUCUAGUACUCUAAGAUUUUUAACAUUUUUAUAGAUUCUUCCUUUUAUCUCUCUUUAUUCUUACCCAAUAUAAUGGCACUAUGUAGUUACUCUAUUAGUAACUAACAAGUACCAAAUACAUGUGAGAAAUAAACAAAUUUUUCUAUUUGAUAUAUAUCUAUAUAUAUCUCAAUUUUUCAGAUAAAAGAUUUAUCUCUUCUCUUGUAAUCCUAAUAGCUCCGUGUCUUGGAGGAUAAAAUUUAAUGAAUAGAAAUAAAAAAAAAAAAUAUGAAAAAGCAUUCAAAAUAUAUAAACAGUUUCUCGUUAUAGGGAUUAGAAGUUUAUGACUUUGCAAAGUGAAUUCUUAUCAAUUCUUUUUAAUUCAUUUACUUUUUGCAUGGCGAUUAGAUCUAUCGAUCGAAUGAGUUUCUGACUUGCACUAUGUGUCGUAGCAAAUAAGCCAACGUGAAAGUAAUUAUUAUAUUAAUAUUCGAGAAAAACUUAAUCCUUAAAUUUUUCCAGUAAACUUUCUUAUGUGGUGUGGCUUACACAGCCACACUUACAAUUAGAACGCAGUCUUUCCACUUGACAAGAAAGUAAUUCAUCUUGAUUCUAUCAUCAAAUAGUUGUAUAGAAAUAUUCGAAACAAACCCAGUAAAUUUUUUUUUACAUCUCGAUACAUCAACGCACUUAAGAGAAAAUUUAAGAUUGUCAAAAAUUAUAAGAAAAUUGAAAAAGAAACCAAAAAGAACGAAAUAAAUAGUUCAUAAGUUGUCAUCUUAGCAAGGAACAAGAGCCUUAUCUUUAUAGAUCACUCAUCUAAAACUUUAAAUUAAACUAUCUUUAGAUAAAUCGAGAAGCGAUAGUGCUAAUUAAUCGAUUAGUCGAUUAUCACAUAUAUUUUAUCAUACACUCUAAUGUAUAUAUGUAAAUAUA